Staurois parvus is the source of this 357-nucleotide messenger RNA. The record is from the annotation of a GenBank genome assembly. NCBI's taxonomy places the organism in Eukaryota, Metazoa, Chordata, Amphibia, Anura, Ranidae.
UCCCACCCUAACCGCGCAUGCACGUCCCAAUCAGCGGAUAGAGCCGAUGACAUCGGCUCUGUCAUAUGAUCAGCUGUAUCCAAUCACAGCUAAUCGCACUGAUCAUCAGGGCACUGAUCAGUGUAGCCCCAUCAGUGCCACCUGUCAGUGUCUAUCAAUGCCACCUGUCAGUGCUCAUCAAUGCCACCUGUUAGUGCUCAUCAGUGCCACAUAUCAGUGCCCAUCUGAGCUGUCUUUCAGUGCCACCUAUCAGUGCCAGUCAGUGCCACCUAUCAGUGCCCAUCAGUGCUGCCUAACAGUUCCAGCCAGUGCCGUCUAACAGUGCUAGUCAGUGCCGCCUAACAGUGCCAGUCAGUG